Coffea eugenioides is the source of this 2013-nucleotide messenger RNA. RefSeq names its product putative E3 ubiquitin-protein ligase RING1a. Bases 156 to 1637 code for a protein of 493 amino acids. NCBI's taxonomy places the organism in Eukaryota, Viridiplantae, Streptophyta, Magnoliopsida, Gentianales, Rubiaceae. The record is from RefSeq and is a predicted model, not a curated record. The transcript is spliced from 10 exons.
AUCCUCCCCAUAGCCUGCAACCAUCGUCUUCUUCAAUCCUUUUAUUUAUUUCCAAAUAAUCUCCGCAAUCCAUUAAAGAAGGGGUGGUUUGGAAGUUGCCAGAGGAAACCAUAAGUGGGAGGAAGAAAGGGAAAAUACAAAAAGAAGUCCCCAAAAUGGCUGCACAGAAACGAACUUCAAUUCCUCAAGGUGGUGAGGAGCAUUCUGCCCCGCAUUCCAGCCGACCGCGGCGUAAACAAUCGCGUAGGAUUGGAGGUGAUCAAGCGGCGAAGAUGGCAGCUGAUCAAGAACCGCAGCUGCGGCAGCUGCAGCAGCAGCCAGUUCAAGAAGCUGAAGAUCAGCCACCACCUCAGGCCCCUGAUGAUCAGGAACCAGUUCAGCCGAAUCCAGAUGAAGAUUCUGGUGGAAGUGGUACUGACCCGGAAGAAUUUGACGAAAUUAUCGAUGUAGUACGGGGUGCACUUCGUACCAAUGUGCAGUGUCCCAUAUGCCUAGGCAUUAUUAAGAAAACUCGAACUGUUAUGGGAUGCCUCCACCGGUUUUGCCAAGAAUGCAUUGACAAAUCAAUGCGAAUAGGGAACAAUGAAUGUCCUGCUUGCCGCAUACAUUGUUCCAGCAGACGUUCUUUGAGAGAUGAUCUAGACUAUGAUACCUUGAUUGAAGCUAUAUAUCCAGACCUUGCGGAGUACGAACUAGAGGAAAAUGUCUUUCAUGAAGAGGAAAAAGCACGGAAUAAGCAGGUUCAAGCAUCAAUUGCUGAAAUUUCUAGACGACAGUCAGAAGCAUUAAAUAAGAGGCGUAGAACAUAUAGAGAUGCAGAUGACUUAAGAGUACCCCGCAGUCGCAGUGCAACUUCAAGAAGAAGAAGCAAUCAGAGAACUGAUAUCGAGCCUGAUAAUGUUAGUGAGAGGGAAAAUGAUCUUCAAGGAAACUUAGAUCCAUCAGCAUCUGACAGAUCUCACAUAGAAAUCAAGAACCGCAGGCCUAAGAGACGGGCUAGUACUCAGCCUCCACCAACUUCCCCAUCAGCUGCUAAUCCUGAUAGUGAAUAUCUCAAAAAUCCAGUGGAGCCAGUGAGAGAAGAUUUAGUUAAUCCUGUUGGGGUUGCGCACAAUCCAGAAAUGCUGACUUGGGGCAGAGGUGGUGCUCGUAGCCAUACUCGACAUGGUGGUGGGAGUGCUGGCAGAGGCACCAGGGGCAGCCGAAUGUCCAAGUUGAUGGAUCAGCUGGAAAGCUCCUCUAAGAUUGAUUAUAUGACAGAAACCCCAUUUGCAUUAGUUUCUCUGGACAAGGAAAAGAUACCAAAUUUAGAAAAGCCCUGGCUUUGUUUGCAGUCAAGCUCUUCCGUCAAUCAACUCCGCAAGCUCGUUGCUGAUGAAGCAAAAUUUCAAGCUGAAGAUGUUAAAAUGCUGUUAGUUAAGGAGGCAGGUGUUGAUAAAACCAGUGCUGAUUAUUCACACAUGAUUGAUAGACAGGAUCCCCUUUCACGGAUGGUUAAUUGGUCCAACAUUUGCUUGGAAAUUUUAGAGGGGCAGGAGACUCUAGCUGGGCUCCGUUGCUCUACAAACACCAUAUAUUUGAUACUAGCUUACCAAUGCAAAAAGGAUAAUCGGCAAAUUCAACCCUCUCCUCUUUGAGAAAGAGGUAACAAUGAAGUGUUAAGUGUGAGGCUGCUGCUUCUUGUGAAAAACUAAAUGCUUCUUCAACUCCAGCAAAGGCUUGUUGCAACAAAACUAAAGGCUUCUUCAAAGGAAGGGAUCAACCAACAGGCCGGAGGGUUUAAAAAUGCAUGUUUAUUGCAAAAGACUUGUGCAAUUAUUGGUGACAUUUCAUCUUAGGUUUCUUCCAGAAAUUUUGAAGUUUUGAUGAUAGAAUUUUCCUUUUAAUGAAGUUGAACAAUGACCACAGAAAACAUUUAUAUAGUUACAUCCACCUAUGUAUGUAGUGUAAAUCCUGUAUCUUUUCAUCGUGGUGUGACUUGAUUCUUGACCCAGUUCAUGGCCUUUGAUGUCA